Molecule: messenger RNA, 7577 nt
Organism: Entelurus aequoreus (snake pipefish)
Lineage: Eukaryota; Metazoa; Chordata; Actinopteri; Syngnathiformes; Syngnathidae
Gene: ocrl
Product: OCRL inositol polyphosphate-5-phosphatase
Exons: 24
Coding region: 344-3277 (977 amino acids)
Biological process (GO): signal transduction; phosphatidylinositol dephosphorylation
Cellular component (GO): cytoplasm; membrane
Molecular function (GO): inositol phosphate phosphatase activity; phosphatidylinositol-4,5-bisphosphate 5-phosphatase activity
Source: RefSeq, a predicted model, not a curated record
CCAACUGGUCGAGUAGAGAGUGAGACAGAAGUCUCCCACCUGAGCGCAAACAACCUCCUCUCGCCACCAAUGAUGUUUAUUAAAAAAAAACAUCCUUUCCGAAAAAAUAGAAAAGUCACCGCAAUGUGAAGCUUGGUGAACAUUUUGAAGGCGAGCCUCUGUUGAGUGUCGGAGCCCACCACCACCACCACCAACCACGGAGCGGCUGUCACCCGGAAGGCCGCCGCCGCUGUCGCUCGCCGCACCGGGUGGGGAUUGAACUUUCUCUCCCCGACGCAUGGAGGCAACCAGCACGUAGACGCGCCUUUCAACCCGCGGGGAAAUUGACUGUCAUUCGGUAAGAAUGGCCUCCAUCGGCCGCGAGGAGUGCUUGGCUACUGUAAGAGGUCUGGAGCUGAGGGCUGGUCAGAAGGAGGCCAGACUGCUGUCACUUAUUGAACGUGGGGGCGAGUUUAUACUCGGCGUGCUGGCCACCCCUGACGCUGUGGUGGCUCGUCCGGUGGCCCAGCUGUCCAUACCCAUCAACGGUAAAUUCCAAAUCGUCAAAGAGGCCGAGGAGGCUCUUCUCAUUGACUUCUCCCUGGUUGCUGGGCUCAGGAUACGAAUAAAAGGAGAUAAAGCCCCAGAACUCCAGUUGGAACUCCAGGAUGACGAGCGCACGCAGACUUUCCUCACGCAGGUGAUAAGCGCCCAACAACAAGUUCAGUCGAAUCGCUCCAGCCCCGGCGUGAUGGAUCACGAUGCACUAACACCUCAAAGAGGUACAGUCCCCAACCCGCCUCAGCGUGGACACAAGACUGCCAACUGUGUGGACUCUGGAGUCAACCUGCCGAGUACGACCAGCGCACUGCCUCCUAGCCUCAAUAGCAGCACAUCCACACAUCGGAAUAAUGCAGCUCAGUCACUCGCCUCAGACUUUGGCUUUGAGGACAACUUCGAUCACACCUUGAAAGUGGAGGAAAAGAAGAAUCAGCAGAACAGGAUGGCGGCCCCAAGGGACCCUCCUCCGGUUCCCCCUCUGCCUCCGCGCAAAGCCUCCUUCACUCCCUCUUAUCAGCUGCCCGCGCCCCCGCCCCCUAAAGAGAGAGCCGUCUCCUCUCAAGCCAAAGACAACUCCAGACCAGAUAGUUUCCGACCGGGCUUCGAGCGGGACAGGCCGGCGUCUUGGUCCGACAGUCCCACCACAAACACGAUGAGACAGGCCAUGUUCUCCAGCCAGGCGGGGCAGAGGGAGUACCUCAUCAAACGCCGCCUUGGAAAAAAGGAAGACGAAUAUGUGGACCUCCAGAACUUCAGGCUCUUCACUGGCACUUGGAAUGUGAACGGACAGUCUCCAGACAGCAGCCUUGCGUCCUGGCUCUCUUGUGACGCAGAACCUCCUGAUAUGUACGCCCUGGGUUUCCAAGAAUUGGACCUGAGCACUGAAGCUUUCUUCUACAUGGACUCCUCCAAGGAGCAGCAGUGGGUGGAGGCAGUUGAGAGAGGCCUACACCCUAAAGCACAAUAUAAGAGGGUUCGCAUCAAUAGACUGGUUGGCAUGAUGUUGGUGGUCUAUGUCAACAAGAAACACACGAAAAUCGUCAAAGAAGUGGCCGCAGAACACGUCGGCACGGGAAUCAUGGGCAAAAUGGGGAACAAAGGAGGGGUGGCAGUGAGGUUUGUGUUCCACAACACGAGCUUCUGCAUCGUCAACUCGCAUCUGGCGGCACACGUGGAAGAUUUUGAGCGCCGCAACCAAGACUAUAAAGACAUUUGUGCUCGCAUGACCUUCCACCUACUGGACCACCCCCCUCUGAGUAUCCACAAGCACGAUGUGGUCAUCUGGUUUGGGGAUUUGAACUAUCGCCUCUUCAUGUACGACGCUGCUGAGGUCAAACGCCUCAUCUCCCAGAAUGAGCUGAAAAAGCUUCAGGAGUUUGAUCAGCUGAACAUUCAGAGGCAGACCAAAAGAGCCUUCACUGACUUCAUGGAAGGAGAGAUCAACUUCAUCCCAACGUACAAGUACGAUUCCAGAACGGACCGCUGGGACUCCAGCGGAAAGUGUCGUGUUCCAGCGUGGUGUGACAGGAUCCUGUGGAGGGGCAACAAUGUCAAGCAGCUCAAAUACCGCAGUCACAUGGAGCUGCAAACCAGUGACCACAAACCGGUCAGCUCCAUCUUCAAAAUAGGGGUGAAGGUGGUCAAUGAGCAGCGCCACAAAAAGGUGUUUGAGGAGAUUGUUCGUGCUAUGGACAGAAUGGAGAACGAUUUCCUUCCGUCUGUGACGCUGAGCAGGCGAGAGUUUACGUUUGAGAAUGUAAAGUUCCGGCAGCUCGAGAGGGAGCGUUUACUCAUAAAGAAUGACGGGCAGGUGCCCUGUCACUUUGCUUUCAUCCCCAAACUCAACGACUCGCAGUACUGCAAGUCUUGGCUGCGUGCUGAGCCGAGCGAGGGAUUCUUGGAACCAAAUGAGACCCUCGAGAUCUAUCUGGAGGUCUACGUCAGUAAAGACUCCGUCACGCUGCUCAACUCUGGCGAGGACUCCAUCGAAGACAUCCUGGUGCUCCACCUGGACCGAGGCAAGGACUACUUCAUCACCAUCUCGGGCAACUACCUGCCCAGCUGCUUCGGCACCUCGCUGGAGACCCUGUGUCGGAUGAAGAAGCCCAUCAGAGAGAUCCCCAUCACCAAACUCAUCGACUUGGGAGAGGACAGCUUCACUGAGAAGGAACGGUCAAAGAUGAACUUUCUGAUGGGGGAUGCCACAAGCACAGAGGACGCACCUCUCAAAAUCCCCAAGGAGAUGUGGAUCCUGGUCAACCAUCUCUUUACAAAGGCUUGUGAUCAGGAGGACCUGUUCCAAACACCAGGAUUAAAGGAGGAGCUGCAGGCCAUCAUUGACAGUCUGGAUACCAGCAUUCCAGACACCAUCCCUGGCUGCAACCAUUCCGUGGCCGAGGCUCUACUGAUCUUCUUAGAGGCCUUGCCGGAGCCGGUGUUGUGCUACGAGCUCUACCAACGCUGCCUGGACUGUGCCCACGACAGCCGCCUAUGCAAACAGUUGAUUUCCCAGCUGCCCCGUACCCACCGUAACGUGUUCCGCUACUUGAUGGCUUUCCUGAAGGAGCUGCUCAAGCACGUGCACAACAACAACCUAACAGCCAGCCUUAUAGCCACCCUCUUUGCCAGCCUUCUCAUCCGACCUCCUCCCAGCACGGCGAACCGGCAGACGUCCCACGACCGCCAGAAAGCCAUCAACUUUAUUCUGGGUUUCCUGAUGGCGGGAGAUGAUGAGUAGUAACGCCGCGUCGCCGGAAUCCACCUCGAGCCUUUACAGUGUCUCCACUGGGGUGGAAGAAGACUUUUUUUUCUCAUCCCCUCACAAACUCAUGUUGGAGAUCCCCGAGGGCUUCAUGCUUUUUACCAAGUGUCGACCAGUUUGGCCACUUGGCUGCGUUCACAAGCACUUUGGAGCGGUGUGCACUUUCUGAGACCUCCAAGUACGGACUUGUCCUCUUUCCUAACCGACCCAAAUCUGCACCAAAGAGAGCGGCGCAGACGUGACAACACAGCAAGAGCCUCUGGUCUUCUAGCAUACCUCUCAGAGACGUUUUGGCGGACAAUCGCAUUACUUGAGAUGCGUCGUCCGUUUUAAUUGAAGGGGAUCAGACGUCUGCUAGAAGUAUCUGUUAGCUGUUAUUUAUGCGUUUCUAUUUCAACGACGUAUGACGUGGCGCACAUUUACGUCGGAUAAAUGCUGAUACACCGUUUAUGUGUUCCGUCUGACACUGCAUCCUUGCCAUAGAUAACGGAGCUCAGGGCUAUUCAACUGGGGGCCAAAUCCGGCCCGGGAAUGACACCACCCCCCGAGUUCAAUGCCAAACAUUAGGAGACAAACAUUUUUGCAGCAAAUUCUUAAAAACAGGAGUGCUCCUGUUGUCUAGAGGAACGUGGACCACUGUAAACACAUCAGCACAUCCUUGCAUUGACAACACCACCUUGCUAGCAAACAGAAGACUGGGGUCCAAACUUGUGAUUUACAUAACUGAGGCGUUCCUCAAGGCACCUCUUUAGGUCCUCUCCUUUUAGGCAGGGAUUUAUAUAACUAAGGUGCUGCUGCAGCUUCUUCACUUCCGAUGCAGUCAAUAGUCAUUUGUUCAACUUCUUUAGUCAUACUAGUGGUGUUCCUCAAGGCUCCGUUUUAGGUCCUCUCCUUUUUGGCAGCGAUUGAUGUAAAUAAGGUGUUGCUGUCGCUUCUUUACUUCCGAUGCAGUCCGUAGUAAUUUUUGUUUAUCGUCUUUAGGUAUACUAGUGGUGUUCCUCAAGGCUCCGUUUCAGGUCCUCUCUUUUUCAUCAUUUGGGGGCCAUUCCAGUAGAGGUCCCCAAGUUCUUUUAAAAGACAAUGUUGCAGCAGAUUCUUAAAAACACUAGAGGUGAUCUUUGACGAGAUUUUGUGCAGAAGUAUUCUGACAAAAUCAAAGAGGACACCGGUUCUCCGGAAUAUGUCAAAUGAGUCUAACAGUGAAGGGAGAAGUCCGGCUUUGCUUCCUGAAAGGAUUUAGUGUAGCUGAACCUCGAUGCGUUAGUUUUAGUGAAUGAUGAUACGUGGACCAAUUCAGUGACACUAUGUUGGUGUGCUCGCCACAGAGAACAUUUCGUCUUGGAGCGUUUGCUGUGUUGUUGUUUUUUGUCCUCGUCUUUUUUUGUGAGCCUUACAUCAAGUUUGUCCUGUUCGUCCGGAGUUACGCAACAAGUGCUAUAAUUGAUACACUGACUUCCUGCUUCAACGUUGCAACCUGCCGUCCUCAAGGCUGUAAAUAGUGACUGUUUGGCGUGGUCCUUUGUCGUUAUGAAAAUAUGGUACUAUCUAUACCAGGCCUGGGCAAUUAUUUUGACUUGGGGGGGGGUUAUAUCUAUUUUUAGGAACACUAAUACAAAACCUCACAAUAAUGUCUGAUUGAAUGCUAAAAACUUUAUGACACACUGCUUGGUGCCUCGCCUGAGCUGUCAGACUAAUUAGAUGACCAUAGUAACUCAUUAGAUGACCGUAGUAACUCAUGAGAUGACCGUAGUAACUCAUGAGAUGACCAUAAUAACUCAUGAGAUGACCAUAAUAACUCAUGAGAUGACCAUAGUAACUCAUUAGAUGACCGUAGUAACUCAUUAGAUGACCGUAGUAACUCAUGAGAUGACCAUAGUAACUCAUGAGAUGACCAUAGUAACUCAUGAGAUGACCAUAAUAACUCAUUAGAUGACCAUAGUAACUCAUUAGAUGACCAUACUAACUCAUUAGAUGACCGUAGUAACUCAUUAGAUGACCGUAGUAACUCAUUAGAUGACCAUAGUAGCUCAUUAGAUGACCAUAGUAGCUCAUUAGAUGACCGUAGUAACUCAUUAGAUGACCGUAGUAGCUCAUUAGAUGACCAUAGUAGCUCAUUAGAUGACCGUAGUAACUCAUUAGAUGACCGUAGUAACUCAUUAGAUGACCGUAGUAGCUCAUUAGAUGACCGUAGUAGCUCAUUAGAUGACCGUAGUAACUCAUGAGAUGACCGUAGUAACUCAUGAGAUGACCGUAGUAACUCAUGAGAUGACCAUAGUAACUAAUUAGAUGACCGUAGUAACUCAUGAGAUGACCAUAGUAACUAAUUAGAUGACCAUAGUAACUAAUUAGAUGACCAUAGUAACUCAUGAGAUGACCGUAGUAACUAAUUAGAUGACCAUAGUAACUAAUUAGAUGACCAUAGUAACUAAUUAGAUGACCGUAGUAACUUAUGAGAUGACCAUAGUAACUCAUGAGAUGACCGUAAUAACUCAUUAGAUGACCGUAGUAACUCAUUAGAUGACUGUAGUAACUCAUGAGAUGACCAUAGUAACUAAUUAGAUGACCAUAGUAACUAAUUAGAUGACCAUAGUAACUUAUGAGAUGACCAUAGUAACUCAUGAGAUGACCAUAGUAACUAAUUAGAUGACCAUAGUAACUCAUGAGAUGACCAUAGUAACUCAUGAGAUGACCGUAGUAACUCAUGAGAUGACCAUAUAACUCAUGAGAUGACCAUAGUAGCUCAUUAGAUGACCAUAGUAGCUCAUUAGAUGACCAUAGUAACUCAUUAGUUGACCGUAGUAACUCAUGAGAUGACCGUAGUAACUCAGGAGAUGACCGUAGUAACUCAUGAGAUGACCGUAGUAACUCAUGAGAUGACCAUAGUAACUAAUUAGAUGACCAUAGUAACUAAUUAGAUGACCGUAGUAACUCAUUAGAUGACCGUAGUAACUCAUUAGAUGACCAUAGUAACUCAUGAGAUGACCAUAGUAAUUAAUUAGAUGACCAUAGUAACUAAUUAGAUGACCGUAGUAACUUAUGAGAUGACCAUAGUAACUCAUGAGAUGACCGUAGUAACUCAUUAGAUGACCGUAUUAACUCAUUAGAUGACUGUAGUAACUCAUGAGAUGACCAUAGUAACUAAUUAGAUGACCAUAGUAACUAAUUAGAUGACCAUAGUAACUUAUGAGAUGACCAUAGUAACUCAUGAGAUGACCAUAGUAACUAAUUAGAUGACCAUAGUAACUCAUGAGAUGACCAUAGUAACUCAUGAGAUGACCGUAGUAACUCAUGAGAUGACCGUAGUAACUCAUGAGAUGACCAUAGUAACUCAUUAGAAGACUAUAGUAACUCAUUAGAUGACCAUAGUAACUCAUGAGAUGACCAUAGUAACUCAUGAGAUGACCAUAGUAACUCAAUAGAUGACUAUAGUAACUCAUUAGAUGACCAUAGUAACUCAUGAGAUGACCAUAGUAACUCAUUAGAUGACCGUAGUAACUCAUGAGAUGACCGUAGUAACUCAUUAGAUGACCGUAGUAACUCAUGAGAUGACCGUAGUAACUCAUUAGAUGACCAUAGUAACUAAUUAGACGACCAUAGUAACUAGUACAUCAUGCAGAUUCCAAGCAUUGAAAGACUUAGUAUAGUUGAAGUCAUUAGAAAACAUCACUGCACAUCACAAUGGCAGCUACACUUUCCACCUUAAACAUCUAAAAUAAUUAUUUGGGAAUGUCCGGCGGGCCAGAUUGAAACGUUUUAACGGGCCGCAUGUGGCCCCCGGGCCUUAAUUUGCCCAGGUCUGAUCUAUACUGUGUGUUUUUUUUCUUAGUUUUUAGACGCCUCUCAUCUAAACGCUUACACGAUUCAUCGUUUUGUCUGUCUGACACUGGUUUCUCACCCAGGUUUUUGCAAAGGUCACAGUGCCAUCGCAGGUCGUCUGCUAUUUUUGACGCCGUUGCUUCAACAGUGUUUCGUAACAGACAGUUGAUAAAUGAAUGCGGGAGAAAAAAAAAGUUUUUCAUGUAAAACGUGAGCGUGUGACGUAUCCGCUGACAAUCACGCAUGCUUCAGCCUGGACAUGUUCCAGGUGUCUUCUGAACUCCUGCUUCACAAUCUUACCUGACAUCCAUCCUCAGGGCUGUCCUAUGCCAGUGAAUCAUCUGUAUUUAUGUCUAUUUUAGUGCACACCAUCUGCUCCUUAAUGAAGGUACUGCUUUUCAGCUUUGUUUUGUUUGUUACUCUUUAAUUUAUUCAAUGACAGAAAUAAACACAUUUAAAU